Molecule: messenger RNA, 1764 nt
Organism: Giardia duodenalis
Lineage: Eukaryota; Fornicata; Diplomonadida; Hexamitidae
Product: VSP
Exons: 1
Coding region: 1-1764 (587 amino acids)
Source: RefSeq, a predicted model, not a curated record
AUGUUGGUAGGAUUUCUCCUAGUUUGUGCAACAGUGCUGGCAAAGGACAGCGGGAAGGACACAUGCUUCCCGGGAUACACCCUCAACCCCACCACGAAGAAGUGCGACAGGAACUCCGCGCCGUGCGAGGUCGAGGGCUGUGAUGUCUGCGAGGAAAGCAACCCCCAGCAGUGCAAGACGUGCGGCUCAGGCUACACCCUCAACCCCACCACGAAGAAGUGCGACAGGAACUCCGCGCCGUGCGAGGUCGAGGGCUGUGAUGUCUGCGAGGAAAGCAACCCCCAGCAGUGCAAGACGUGCGGCUCAGGCUACACCCUCAACCCCACCACGAAGAAGUGCGACAGGAACUCCGCGCCGUGCGAGGUCGAGGGCUGUGAUGUCUGCGAGGAAAGCAACCCCCAGCAGUGCAAGACGUGCGGCUCAGGCUACACCCUCAACCCCACCACGAAGAAGUGCGACAGGAACUCCGCGCCGUGCGAGGUCGAGGGCUGUGAUGUCUGCGAGGAAAGCAACCCCCAGCAGUGCAAGACGUGCGGCUCAGGCUACACCCUCAACCCCACCACGAAGAAGUGCGACAGGAACUCCGCGCCGUGCGAGGUCGAGGGCUGUGAUGUCUGCGAGGAAAGCAACCCCCAGCAGUGCAAGACGUGCGGCUCAGGCUACACCCUCAACCCCACCACGAAGAAGUGCGACAGGAACUCCGCGCCGUGCGAGGUCGAGGGCUGUGAUGUCUGCGAGGAAAGCAACCCCCAGCAGUGCAAGACGUGCGGCUCAGGCUACACCCUCAACCCCACCACGAAGAAGUGCGACAGGAACUCCGCGCCGUGCGAUACUCCCAACUGCAAGGCCUGCGACAACCCCAAAACAGACAACGAAAUCUGCACUGAAUGUAAUGAUAACAAUUAUCUCACUCCAACCAGUCAGUGCGUAUCUGACUGCACGACCCUCAAGGGCUACUACGGAGACGAUAGUGGCAAAAAGACAUGCAAGAGGUGCAACGAUGCGUGCGCAGAGUGUAAGGGUGAGGGUGCUGAUAAGUGUACGGCCUGCCCUGCUGGGAAGAUGCUUCAGUAUACAGAUGCUGAUACUCCUGCCAAUGGGGGCACGUGCAUGAACCAGUGCAGCGUGAGCCCUGCAAACGAUGGAUGCGCAGAGUGUGGGGCCCAAAUAGGAGGAACUGCAUAUUGCUCAAAGUGCAAGAACACUCAACAGGCACCACUGGAUGGCAACUGUGCGGCCAAUACGCGAACACGAUUUUGCACUACGGUGAGUAAUGGAGCAUGCACUCAAUGUGAAAAUAACUACUUCCUCAAAGAUGGCGGUUGCUAUCAAACAAAUAGACAGCCUGGUAAACAAGUGUGCACCCAAGCUAACGGAGGAAAGUGUCAGACAUGUGCCAAUGGCUUAGCAGCAACUGAUGGCAACUGUGCAGAAUGUCAUCCUACUUGUGCUACGUGCUCGACUGCAGGUACGGCUGACAAGUGUAAGACCUGUGCCACUGGGUAUUACAAGGAAAACGGUAGCGAUACCACUACUGGGUUAUGCAAGAAGUGCUCAGAGAAGAUCUCUGGAUGCAAGCAAUGUGUGUCAUCAUCUGGCAGUUCAGUCAUAUGUUUAGAAUCAGAAGUAGGCACUGGUGGAAGCGUCAACAAGAGCGGCCUCUCCACGGGGGCCAUCGCGGGGAUCUCCGUUGCUGUGAUUGUUGUCGUCGGAGGGCUUGUCGGAUUCCUUUGCUGGUGGUUCCUCUGCCGCGGGAAGGCGUAG